Homalodisca vitripennis (glassy-winged sharpshooter) is the source of this 552-nucleotide messenger RNA. RefSeq lists its product as uncharacterized. The coding region runs from base 74 to 490 and encodes 138 amino acids. Gene Ontology annotation, biological process: sensory perception of smell. The transcript has 7 exons. Gene Ontology annotation, molecular function: odorant binding. Lineage: Eukaryota; Metazoa; Arthropoda; Insecta; Hemiptera; Cicadellidae. The record is from RefSeq and is a predicted model, not a curated record.
AUUGACCUUGCUACAUUGUAACUGCUGUGUAUAUAUCUGAGUGUAGAAUUUAGUCGCCAGGAAGCCAGUCACCAUGCGGGUUCUCCUCGUCCUAUUCAUCGUAUUCUGUGCUUUGCACAUUGCCACCGCUUUAUUGGACAAGAAGAAGAUGACCGCCAUCCUCACCAAAUGUAAACAGCAGACACACGCUACUGAAGAUGUUGGCGAAGUCGUAAACAAAGAAAAGUUACCAACUUCACCAGAAGGAAAAUGUAUGAUGCACUGUGCACUUGAAGCGUCAGGGAUGAUGACUGGUAACAGAGUGAACAUCAUUGCGAUAUCAGAGUUCUUGGUGGAACGCUAUGCAGGCAACAACACCUUGCUGGAACAGGCUGCGAAGGCAGUGGCGAUAUGCAGUUCACAGUUGGCUGGUAAGAACAGCAAUGACAACUGUGAAAAAGCAAGUAGUAUAUUCCGGUGCGGUAAAGAGAAUAACAUCAUUUUGGUCUGAAAACAAUACUCUGAUAAGAUCAUAUUUUAACAUAAAAAUUGUAUUAAAAACCCUAUUGUGUA